CCCAAUUGGCGCGCUCUCCCGCGGAGACCCCACCGAUAGCUUGUUUGAAGAUCGAACCCCAUUAGGGUUCUCAGCUUCCUCUGAGGUUCUUUGAUUGCUUGUUCUUUCCCUGCGCUUGGUUUCUUCUGAUUUUAGAGAGCUUGAAGCUUUCUUUCGUUGUUGAAGUGAUGAAUUCUGGUUCACCUGAUAAAGAGGUCGAUGCUUCAAUGGGUGUUGCUGAGAUUGACGGUGAGAUCCCUGCCGGGGGUAAAUGGUCAGCUGCAUUAGAUCUGAACCUAGCGGCAGGUAAGGACGAAGAGGGCUGUGGCCAUGAGAAUGAUGUUCGGAAUGGCCGGAUGGAGAUGGACUUGAAUCAGCAGCAAUUGCAUGGUGAGGCUAAUUCGUUGCCUGUGGUGAACGGAAAUUAUAUUCAUGAAAUGGAAGACGGUGAUCAGUUGGAGAGAUCAAAUAUUCCAGGGGAAGAUGGAAUCGCUGGAGAUUGUAUUGGAAGGGACAGGGAUAUGGAGGCUGUUGAUGAUUUUGAGAGAAGAUGUUGUUCCUCGCCGACGAAGAUUGCAUCUUUGCCUACUGAAAAGCUAAACGAUGAAAUUGAUGUUCAUGGAAAGCAGAAUUCAGGCAUUUCAGCUGGAGAAACCGGAAAUGAUUUUUAUAGUUAUGCUGGUAAGUCGAGUGAUGAAAUUCGAAGUAAGGACCAUGAUGACGAAGAUGGUGAUCUUUCAGAUGCUGUUUAUAAGAACCACCCCGUUGACAGGUUAGACAAGGAAGAAAACCAAAUGGAAUAUGUUGCCGGUGAUAUGCAGAAGUAUGAAUCCUAUAGCUCCAGCAAUUUGGACGCACAACCUAAUACCAAGGACAUGCAAGGAAGUUACUCCCACCAUUUUCCCCAAGAGCGUGUCUUAGGAUCUGUUUCACCGGUUACGGCAACAGCAGACUCCUGUACACAAUCUCCUCACAGAUUCCCAUCUGCAGGAAUGGAACCAAAUUCUCAUGUAUCACCAUUAUCUGAAAAUCAAGAAGUUCCGGUUCCUCAGUGCGAAACUCCGCACUCAUCAUCACUCAAGUGUAGUCCUUCCCGUAUGCAAUCGCCAAAGGGUCAUUCUGAACAGAAAGGAACAACUUCUCAUGACAAUAUUCAGCAGGAGUUUUCCCCUAGAAAGUCUGCUCGCACAGAUAAGGGAUCUCGUUCUCCUCGAAGAUUUCAGCAGCAAGACUCCCCAAAACAGGAAGAUUCCUCUAAAGGUUGCCAAUCUACUUCACCAAAAAGAAGGCACUCUUCACCAGGAAGGCACAAAAGACAUGAUCGUUCAUUAUCUAGAUCGCCCAGCAGGCGGAGGGAACAGAAGGAUGCUCCUUCUGGUUCAAGAAGAGACUACCGCUAUAGGUCGCGGUCAAGGUCCCCCAUGCAAGGGAACAUUCCAGGAGAUCCCCAAGGAGGAGAUAUUCUCCAAUGAGGAGGUCCCCUCCAUCAGCUUAUCAUUCUCACCGCCGAUCUCCAAGGAGGAGACCUUGGUCACCUCCUCCAAAUCGGAGUACUGGAGUGGGGAAACCUGGGAAUAGUUUAUUUGUUGCUGGUUUCAGCUUUGCCACCACUGAGAGAGAUUUAGAGAGGAAGUUCUCUAGAUUUGGCCGAGUGACAGAUGUUCGCAUUGUUCGUGACAGGAGAUCUGGUGAUUCAAGAGGUUUUGGCUUUUUGUCCUUGGAUCGAGAUGAGGAUGCUGAUGCCGCAAUUCGAGCUUUAGACCAGACCGAAUGGAAUGGGCGGAUUGUCCUGGUUGAAAAAUCAAAGACUCGUGCUCACUGAGUGUUCUUGUGUUUAGCUUGGGAAGUCUAGCCUCUGGCGGAGAGGCUGUGGCUUUCCAUUUUCUGUCUUGUUUCCUGCCAUAUAGUCACCACAGUUUAAUAUAGGGCAAGUACUACAUAAAACUAGAAUCCUGACACUGUAAUCAGUUCAAGUCAUACUUUGGUACUCUAAAACUGAACGUGCCAAUGUCCUUUUACUAAAUCAUCAUCCAUUUGGACUAUGGAGUAGAGUAGAUUCUGAAAAAAUGACUUUUUUGCUGAGAUACACUGUGCCAGAUACUUAAACAAAUUGUCUGAUUAGUUGUCUAUUUUA
Molecule: messenger RNA, 2113 nt
Organism: Nymphaea colorata (pocket water lily)
Lineage: Eukaryota; Viridiplantae; Streptophyta; Magnoliopsida; Nymphaeales; Nymphaeaceae
Exons: 4
Coding region: 168-1451 (427 amino acids)
Source: RefSeq, a predicted model, not a curated record